AUGCCCAGGGAUCAAAGCCACCUUCUCAGUUCUUCCAGCGGUGUUAAUAGUGAUGUGUCUACAGCUCCGCAACCAACUACCAGAUUUGAGGAAUCAGUCCACCCAAUGAAAAUCACAGAAACCCAAAUGACUGGCGCACAAUCACAGGACACAGAGCGGAAAGCAAAUGUAUGUGCCGGUUGUGGAAUGGUGAUUUGGGAUCGAACCAUGCUGAGUGCAAUGGAACAGAAUUGGCACAAUCACUGCCUCAAAUGUCACUGUUGCGGCGGCCGAUUAGCUGAGAUGGGAACUUCACUUUUUCAUCGUGGAAACAUGCUACUCUGUCGUCAGGACUAUCUCAAGCUCUUCGGUGUGGCAGGAAUAUGUAGUGCCUGCCAGACAGCAAUUCCACCCGAUGAGAUGGUGAUGCGAUGUAACAGCAGUGUCUACCACCUGAAGUGCUUCACCUGUGCACAUUGUCACAGUCCAUUGUUGCCAGGAGAACGGUAUCUUUUGGUGAAUGGCAGUCCGUUCUGUGAACAUGAGUUUGGAAGGCUACUUCAAGGCACACCUCCACCACCUCCUCCUCCACCCACCCAACCGCCUCAAGUAUCGUCCUCUUCUGCAAAUAUACCACUGCCUGUCAUGACACCACCGAUUUUUGCUCAAGGUGGACUUGAAAGUCCCGUUUUUUGCGGGAAUCAGGAGACCCCCUCCCACUCGACCAGUGGUCGGGUGACACCAAGACAACGGAAGAGCAAAAAGCGCCGAUUAAAUGUGCUUGUCAAGCUGGCGAGGGCGACGACGAAGCCAGAGUCGGAGGAAGGGAGAGAGAGAGGUAUAAAAGUGUAG
Molecule: messenger RNA, 831 nt
Organism: Echinococcus granulosus
Lineage: Eukaryota; Metazoa; Platyhelminthes; Cestoda; Cyclophyllidea; Taeniidae
Product: LIM domain transcription factor
Exons: 4
Coding region: 1-831 (276 amino acids)
Source: RefSeq, a predicted model, not a curated record